Molecule: messenger RNA, 2925 nt
Organism: Colletotrichum siamense
Lineage: Eukaryota; Fungi; Ascomycota; Sordariomycetes; Glomerellales; Glomerellaceae
Gene: stcS-0
Product: putative sterigmatocystin biosynthesis P450 monooxygenase stcS
Exons: 3
Coding region: 1-2925 (974 amino acids)
Molecular function (GO): monooxygenase activity; oxidoreductase activity, acting on paired donors, with incorporation or reduction of molecular oxygen; heme binding
Source: RefSeq, a predicted model, not a curated record
AUGAAGAACAACUCCCUCUCCCGACUGCCCAACGAGCUCAUCUGCUGCAUCGUCAAAUGCGCAAGCCAGAAUGCCUUCCAGAGCAAGAGGGAUCUUCUCAACCUGUGCCUUCUCAAUUGGCAGAUGUACCCUUUCGCUCAGCUCGAGUUGUACCGCAAGGUCGAGAUCCACAGCAUGAGGGCCUACGACCUCCUUACCCGAAGCUUCAUCGAGAAUCCGAGCCUGCGCAGCUGCGUGAGGGAGGCACACAUCUCUGUCGCCGGCGGCCGUUUCGAUCGUUGGGCUCUGAACGUUUCAUCCUGGACCAACCAAGAGCUCAAUAUGACCAACCUGUGCGACACCGACCGCAGCCUCGUCAUUCUUUGCAAAACCCUGUGCGGCAUCGGAUCCCCCAAGGAAAACUCGCGCAGCGUUCUUGCCCUGCUUCUCAUCUUCCUUGAUCGGGCUGAAGAGGUUAGGCUUGAGGUCAACUCCUAUUGUCGCCCGUCAACUCGCGUCGUUAUCGCAUACCUGGAUAUGCUAUCCCCGCCCUUGCCGUCGUCGUCGUCCUUGCCCUUGUUGUCGCCGUCGUCGCCGUCGUCCUUGGCCGUCGUCCCUCGCAGAGCUCUGUUUCCAUCUCUGAAAAGCUUCUCGCUCACUGGCUUUAGCCUCCCGAACCAUGCGGAAAAUGUCUUUGGCCAGCCGAUCAGCGUCCUCACCCCUCUGCUGUCCGCUAUCAAUCUUACCGACUUGCGUCUUAUAGGCGAUACCCCUAUAUGGGAUGCGCUCGCAGACCCCGACAUUGCCAACAUCCAGCUUCCCCUGAAGACAUUGACACUGGAUUCAAGCAGUGCUGACGGAACCGGCCUCUGCCACCUGCUUAAGCGCUGCCCGAAUCUCAGAAGACUGAAAGCCUCCAUCAAGAGCCCUCGCCGGAAUGGAAGAUCAAACAUCAACACAGUCCUUCCACAAUCAUGCCCUCAGCUGAAGGAACUGUCCCUGAACACUCAAGGAUACAACCGCUUCUUUGGAAACACAUGGGUCGUAACCCCAGGCUCAACUAAGCACAUCACUUGCCUGCCUCAGAUGCACAACCUCAAAGAGCUCCGUAUCACCCUCGACUGUUUCUUUGACACUCCAGCCAACAUUGAACUUUUGGGAUCGAGCUUCCCAGACUUGCUGGCUCCUCGACUAGAGAAGGUUUUCAUCGACGCCACGUGGUCCUUGCUCGGGGUCCACGGCCGGAUCACAGCUAGCCACCCGCAAGUCAUGGCCUACAAGAAAGGAAUCGAGAAGAUGAUUAACGCUCUUUGCAUUGCGUCCAAAAGCCAGCUACCUUGUCUUAAGGUCAUCGCUCUGGGUGCCAAAUACGGAAAACCCAGGCAGUGGACAAAGGAUGCGCGUAAGCUGCUGGCAGGAACGAAUGUCAAGCUCAAGCUGCCGUGCCCGCCGGGCCACUCGUUCAUCUGGGGCCACCUGCGCCUGCUGGGCGAGGUCGCGGCGACGAUGCCGCCCAACUGCCACCCGCAGGUGUACAUGGCGGCGAUCGCGCAGCGGUAUGAUAUGCCCGGGGCGUGGUACCUCGACUUCUGGCCGCUGGCGGACCCGGUGCUGGUGGUGACGGACGCGGACGCAGCGCAGCGGCUGCUCACGGGGACGCCGACGCUGAAGCACCCGCAGGUGGGCAAGUUCAUGGGCCCCGUGCUGGGGGAGGACAACAUCGUGAGCGUGAACGGGGAGAUGUGGAAGGCGGGGAAGCGGAUGAUGGGGAGCGGGUUCAGUCAGGGGUACGUGAAGCCGAUGCUGAGCAUGUUUUCGGAACAUGUGCUUGUUUUUCACGAGAAGUUGAGGAAGAGGGCGGAGGAGAGGGGCGAGGAGGAGUUUGAGCUGGAGGGGGAAGCGGCCAAGGCUAUUUUUGACGUGAUUGGGAGUAUUGUGUUUGGGAUGUCGUUGGAUGCGCAGGGGAAGGGGUCGGUGUUGCUGGAGGACCUGAGGGCGUUGAUUCAGCAUUUGAACUUUGUGAUUACGAGCUGGAACCCGGUGAGGAAGGUUGUUGAGUGGUGGCGGAUCCGCGGGGUGAAGAGGCGGAGUGAUGAGGUUAUUCGCAAGGCGGUGCUGGAGCGGUGGGAGGUGAUGAGAGACGAGGGGGAGGUGCCGAGUCGGCGGCUGGCGAAGAGCAUCAUGGACCGGGUCAUUGCGGACUGGAUCCAGAGCGGGGAGGAGGGACCGCCGAAGGGGGAUUUUUUGGACUUGUUGGUUGUGAAUUUGAAGACGCUGCUUCUCGGGGGCCACGGCACGACGACGGAUGCCUUCACGUACACGGUGAUGUUGCUGGGCCUGCACCCCGAGGCCAUGCAGAGGAUGCGGGAGGAGCACGACAAGGUGUUCCCGACGGGGCUGCAAGAGAGCGCGGAGAUGCUGUGGACGAACCCGGCCAAGACGAACGAGCUCGAGUACACGACGGCCGUGAUCAAGGAGACGAUGCGCUUCUACCCUGUCGGGUUCAGCACGCGGAUCGCGCCGCCGGAGCUCAAGCACCUCGACUGCGACGGUAGACGGCUACCCAUCGAGGGCUUCAUGCUCGCGCUGUGCCAGUUUGCGUCGCACUUCGACCCGGCCUACUUCGCGGACCCCAAGGCGUUCCGGCCGGAGCGGUUCCUGGGGGCGGAGGGGGCGGCGCUGCACCGUUUUGCAUGGAGGCCGUUUGAGAGGGGCCCACGGGCGUGUAUGGGGCAGGACCUGGCGAUGGACGAGCUGCGGGUGUUGUUGUUGCUCACGGCGCGGUGGUUUGAUUUCGAGACUGUGCCGGUGGGGAAGAGGGAGGCGCGGACGACGUUUUUCGAGCUUGACGCACUGGUGGGAGACAUGGCAUUCCAGGAGAUGAAGAUGGGGGCGGCGGUUCGGAGUGGGAUGAAGAUGAAGGUGAGGCUGAGUGGGAGGGAGUGA